This is a messenger RNA of Punica granatum (pomegranate), 636 nucleotides long. Lineage: Eukaryota; Viridiplantae; Streptophyta; Magnoliopsida; Myrtales; Lythraceae. The record is from RefSeq and is a predicted model, not a curated record.
AUGAUGGAAGAGUUCGAGAUGACUGAUCUUGGCCUCAUGAAGUAUAUUCUCGGCUUUCAAGUGAAACAAUCAUGUGGUGAGAUUUUUAUUUCACAAGAAAAAUAUGCAGAGGACCUGCUGAAGAAGUUCCAGAUGACGACCUGCAAACCAGUUCUAACACCAAUGGCUGUGAGGGCUAUUCAGAGAUUCAUGAGCAAACCCAGCAAGAUUCACUAUGCUGCAGCAAAGAGAUUUCUCAGGUACUUGCAGAGAACAAAAACUUUUGGGCUCAGAUAUGUCAAGAAAUCGAGCAACAAGCUGGUUGGAUUCGCGGAUAGUGAUUGGGCAAGUUCGAUAGUUGAUAGAAGAAGCACUUCGGGAUAUCUUUUUUGCUUGGGAUCGAAGUUAAUUUCCUGGAGCUCGAGGAAGCAAAAUAUUGUCGCUUUAUCUUCUGCAGAAGCAGAAUAUGCAGCAGCAACAAGUGCAGCAUGUGAAGCUGUUUGGCUAAGGGGAAACUUGACUGACCUGCAGCGGAAAGAAGAAGAGCCGACUGUCAUUUUCUGCGACAAUAUGUCAGUAGCCAUGACAAAAAGUCCCGUUUUUCAUGCCAGGAGUAAGCAUAUUGAACUCCACCAUCAUUUAUUCGCGACUUGGUGA